Zonotrichia leucophrys gambelii is the source of this 783-nucleotide messenger RNA. It is a transcript of the gene MDFIC2, whose product is annotated as MyoD family inhibitor domain containing 2. The transcript has 5 exons. Lineage: Eukaryota; Metazoa; Chordata; Aves; Passeriformes; Passerellidae. The record is from RefSeq and is a predicted model, not a curated record. The coding region runs from base 81 to 671 and encodes 196 amino acids.
CAGCCAGCCAGGGAUCCGGCCAAAGGCUGCUCUGCUCGGCGCCUGAACCCUGCUGCUCUGUGCCCGGGUGGGAGAGACAGAUGUCAGAGGACAAGACAGACAAGGUAAAAAUCAAAGCAGCUGAAAGUUUUGAACAUGAAAAGCAAAAUAUUUCUUGGCUGAAAAAAGACCGCCGCACCAGCUCCCUGCCUCUACUGGCCCUCCCUGGGGUGACAUCGAGCAGCGAGGACCAUCCAGAUAACCAGCUUACAAAUGAAAAACACACAGAUGAAAAGCCUAUGAAAGGUAUUGUUAUGAGUUCUGUCGCAGAAUUCAGCAUCACAGACGCUUCAUCAAAGGGUACCAAAAAUGAGAAGAAAUUGUCAGAUGCAAGCAGAUCAUCCAUUGCUUCCCUGGAGAAAUGCAGAGAAUUCUCUUACAUUGAAGAUGAUGCAUCAGUACAUCAGAGAGACAGUGACGAUAUUACCAGACCUCCGACGAAGACCACGGCAGCAACGACUGCAACUGUGACUGUGACAUUGAUUGCAGCCUCUUUGAGUCCUGCCAUGAGACCGGCGAGUGCCUGGAGCUGGCCAUGGAGAUCUCUGAAGUCUGCUAUCGCUGAUAGGAAAAUAAUUGACAAAAUUCAUCAAAACUACCCGACAGAUUACAAAGGAGAUUUUUUUUUUUAAUAUUAAUCAUAACCAGAGGUUUUGUCAAUGAGGACUAUGUGCAUCUUGUUGCUCCCUCCCUGGAGGUCUCUAUGUUGGCAUGAUAUCACAAACUGCUGAAACCAAUAAAGGA